AUGCUAGACGAGUCGAAGGCAAACGUGCUGCGACGGUUUGAGUAUUUGGAGCGACGUUUGGAGCGAAACUCCGAGCUGAAGAUUGAGUAUCACAGAUUCAUGCAGGAAUACAUCGACCUCGGGCAUAUGCAGCCAAGCAAACUAACUGAGACCAAAGGCGCAAAAUCAUUCUACCUACCACACCAUCCUGUUAUCAAGGAGGCUAGUACUGCGACAAAGGUUCGUGUUGUAUUUGAUGGUUCGCCAAAAACGUCUACCGGUUUUUCCCUCAACGAUGCCCUCUGUGUCGGCCCGGUCGUCCAGGACGAGCUACUCACUACAAUCUUACGAUUUCGGACGCAUCCCAUCGCUCUAGUAGGUGACAUAGCGAAAAUGUACCGACAGGUUCUCGUGCAUCCAGACGAUGUUCCACUGCAACGCAUUUUCUGGCGAUUUUCCUCCGACAUGCCAGUACAAACCUUUGAUCUACUUACCGUUACUUAUGGUUUAGCUCCAUCGUCGUUUUUGGCAACUCGCACGCUGCUACAACUGGCUGACGACGAAGGCCGCUCGUAUUCCAUCGGCAGCAGGGCUCUCCGGAAAGGUUUCUAUGUCGACGACUUCAUUGGCGGGGAGCAAACUGUUGAACGCGCCAUCCACUUACGCAUAGAACUCAGCAAAUUGCUCGAAAAGGGAGGAUUCGUUCUUCGCAAGUGGACUUCAAACCGGCUCGAAGUGCUACACGGCCUAGACGCCGACAAAAUCGGUACCCAAUCCCCUCUGGAGUUCACCCCCCACGAGACAGUGAAAGCGCUAGGAAUUAUUUGGGAACCAGAGGGAGAUUUUCUUCGCUUCGACUCGCAAGUACAACAUGACGGCAAACCGCCCACCAAACGUUCAAUUCUAUCCUCUAUCGCCAAACUAUUCGACCCCAUAGGUCUUAUUGCGCCCGUUGUUGUGAGGGCCAAAAUCAUCAUGCAGCAGUUGUGGCUGCUACCUGUCGAAUGGGAUGAUCCAGUUCCUGAGACUGUUCGAACCAACUGGGAGAACUAUCACGAUGAGUUGCCGAAAAUCACCGCCCACCGGGUAAAUCGAUAUGCCUUUCUCCCAUGCUCCACCAUACAGUUGCAUACUUUCGCCGACGCUUCUGAAUUGGCCUACGGUGCAUGCAUCUACGCUCGUUGCGAAGACGAGCAGGGAAACGUCAAAGUCGAGCUUCUAGCAGCCAAGUCACGUGUCGCUCCACUAAAACGACUAACUAUCGCACGUCUAGAACUCUGCGCUGCAGUUUUGGCUGCCCAUCUCCACGAUCGAGUUAAACACGCCAUCGACAUUGACGUCUCUGCCUCUAUUUUCUGGUCGGAUUCCGCCAUCGUUCUCCAGUGGCUCCGAUCCCCUCCGAACACAUGGCAGACCUUUGUGGGAAACAGAGUUUCGGAAAUACAACAGUUUACCCACGGCUGUCAAUGGAGGCACGUUCCUGGUAGCGAAAAUCCCGCUGACUUAGUGUCGCGCGGAAUGUCGGUCGACGAGUUCCUGAAUAGUAAAUUGUGGAAGGAGGGGCCCCACUGGUUGCUGCAACACUGUCGAGAAUGGGCCGCCUUUGAACCGCCCGGCGUUGCUGAGGAGAUGCUAGAAGUUCGACAUGUUGUAACACUUGUACAAUCAACGUCAUCAGUAAAUGCGAUAUUUCUCCGCUGGUCAUCAUACACCCGCCUACUACACGUUACCGGCAAUUGCCUUCGCUUUCUGCGGAACGCCCAUGCCAAGGCCAGAACGCAACCUCCUCCCAACACCACAUCCGUUGUGAAAUCGUUAUCUGUGGAACUACUUACCCAAGCCAAAUUUAUACUAAUACGCCUUGCUCAACAGGAUGCCUUCGGUUCAGAAAUAAGAGAGUUGGAAAAGGGGAAACCAGUAGCAAAACAUUCGCACGUGCGCCAAAUGAGUCCGUUUUUAGACCAGGGAAAAGUGUUGAGGGUCGGAGGUCGACUAAAGCUAGCCCAGCUUCCCUAUCAAAUGAAACAUCCUGCCCUACUCCCAAGCUUUCACCCCCUAUCACUUUUAAUUGCCAACUAUUAUCACAACAAAAUGCUUCACGCCGGUGGGCGAGUACUGCUGUCCGUCAUCCGAGAAGAAUUUUGGCCAGUACAUGGCCGUCGCUUAGUUCGCUGCACAGUACGCAAAUGCUUUCGCUGCACUCGCCUCAACCCGGAACCUGCCCGUCAGCACAUCGGUCAACUGCCCGUUCAUCGAAUAGUCCCUAGGCGCCCGUUUAGUGUCGCUGGAGUAGACUACGCUGGCCCGCUGUACCUAAAACCAAUCCACAAGCGCGCCGCACCAGCCAAAGCGUACAUUUGCCUGUUCAUCUGCUUCGCCACCAAGGCCGUCCACAUUGAGCUCGUCAGCGAUCUGACCACCCAGGCGUUCCUGUGUGCGCUCCGCCGUUUCAUUGCUAGGCGCGGCCGCCCAACACACAUUCACUCGGAUAAUGGCAAAAAUUUCGAGGGAGCUAAAAAUGAAUUGCAACAGUUAUUUGCCAUGUUUCAAAACCAGGAGGAAAUCGAAAAAAUUACAUCAACUUGCGCAGAGGAAGGUAUCACUUGGCACUUGGUCCCGCCAAAGGCACCCCAUUUCGGCGGUUUGUGGGAGGCGGCCAUCAAGGUAGCCAAGAAACAACUUUACCGCCAGCUCGGUCCGUCUCGACUAUCGUUCGAAGAUGUUGGAACGGUGCUCUCGCAGAUCGAAGCUCUGAUGAAUUCCCGGCCGCUGCUGCCAAUGUCAGAUGAUCCGGAUGAUUUGGCUGCACUCACACCAGCGCACUUCUUGAUCGGAACCAGCAUGCUCGCCUUGCCCGACCCAGAUCAUCGGAACAUCCCAGUCAACCGACUGGAUCACUACCAGAAACUUCAACUUCACGUCCAAAAAUUCUGGUGCCACUGGCGAUCGGAAUACCUUCAGGAGCUGCAAAAAGACACCGUAAUGAACCGACGAAAUGACAGUAUGCUGCCAGGCCGAAUGGUUGUUGUCGUCGAUGAGAUGCAACAACCAAUACGUUGGCCUCUCGCCCGAAUUUUGACCACUUCACCAGGUCCAGAUGGAAUGACCAGAGUCGUGACGCUACGCACUGUUCGGGGAAUUAUCACCCGGCCAAUCACAAAGGUUUGUUUACUGCCGGAUUCCACUACCACUGCAAUUGAUGGAGAAGAAGACCCGCUAGCCAUCAACCCGCAAUCAGCUCAACGAUCCGGAGUGCUUGAAGAAGAAAAUUAA
Topomyia yanbarensis is the source of this 3252-nucleotide messenger RNA. RefSeq lists its product as uncharacterized. Lineage: Eukaryota; Metazoa; Arthropoda; Insecta; Diptera; Culicidae. Gene Ontology annotation, biological process: DNA integration. The transcript has a single exon. The record is from RefSeq and is a predicted model, not a curated record. The coding region runs from base 1 to 3252 and encodes 1083 amino acids. Gene Ontology annotation, molecular function: nucleic acid binding.